Molecule: messenger RNA, 4178 nt
Organism: Branchiostoma floridae (Florida lancelet)
Lineage: Eukaryota; Metazoa; Chordata; Leptocardii; Amphioxiformes; Branchiostomatidae
Product: fas apoptotic inhibitory molecule 1-like
Exons: 5
Coding region: 131-676 (181 amino acids)
Biological process (GO): positive regulation of neurogenesis; canonical NF-kappaB signal transduction; negative regulation of extrinsic apoptotic signaling pathway via death domain receptors
Source: RefSeq, a predicted model, not a curated record
UCACACUUGAUGCGUUCAUCCUUGACACCGCAACCAAACGCAGGCAGCGUUCUCUCCAACGAAGUCUUGCUGUUUUCUGGAGUUUCUGAGAUAGGUGCUGUCUUAUUGCUCCGUACAGAAGUAGCGCAAAAUGGCCGCCAUGUCCGAUGUGGUUGCGGUGUGGGAGGUGGCGCUAAGCGACGGCGUGCACAAGGUUCAGUUUGAACACGGAACAACCACGGGCAAGAGAGUCGUCACCGUCGAUAACAAGGAGUUGUUGCGGAGAAACUGGAUGUUCAAGCUGGUGGGGAAAGAGUCCUUCACGAUAGGCAAGGGCCACAAGGCCGUCAUCUUCAUCGAGGCCGUCAGCGGGUUUGCGUACCAGUACACGCUGGACGUGGACGGGAAAUCCCUGGAGAAGUUCAUCGAAAACCGAUCCAAGACCAGCAAGACAUGGACGCUAACCCUGGACGGUGUAGACACCAGAAUUGUACUAGAGAAAGACACCAUGGACAUCUGGUGUAAUGGCAAACAGAUGGAGACUGCGGGUGAAUUUGUUGAUGAUGGCACAGAAACCCACUUCACAGUUGGCAACCAUGGCUGCUAUGUCAAGGCCGUCAGCAGUGGGAAGAGGAAAGACGGCAUCGUACAUUCCCUCAUAGUGGAUGGGAGUGAGAUACCUGAGGCCAUGGAGUGACCUUCCAGACCAGAAAUGUUGGAUAAGGUAGUUCAUGGUUUGAAGUGCACAUGCACAGCGUGAUGAAUUGUGGGUAAUAUGUCAAAGUUGAAGGCCCCUAGCUGGCCAUUCUUUAAGGUUCGUACUCUGUUUGACCAUACGGGGAAGUUGUCCGUGGAAACAAGACAAAGAUUAUAGGUGCCCCCAUAGUUUGGCUCCCAAUUUUUCAGCUAUUGCUCUAGUAAUCUUUUAUAUUUCUCAAAAAGACCGUUCUUUUAAGCGUUUUUCAGUGACACAGAUUUUUUCGUCAAGGAUUCAUUCCUAAAUAUUAGUGCACAAUAGUGGUAAUAUGCUUGAUAUCCCUGAUGGCGCAUUCGAUGUGCAGAAAACAAUGUUUGGAAAAGCGCUAGCACCUUUACUACAAAGAGUCAGAUCGGGCCGCAAUCGUAAAAAAAACUUGAUACGUAUGGUUUGCAAGGGCCCUUCAACACUAUCCACAUGUCAUCACUGCAUGUGUGCACUUCAAAAGUGUGAACUUAAACAUAUAGGGGGUGAAAUACUUAUUGUCUGACCGUUACGGCGUAGCGUGGUUCAAGAUCAUGGUAGUUUCCCCAAGAUUCGUCUCAAGUCAAAGUUAAUAGUAGAAAUGGCCAAAAGAGGAUCAACAAUUUGCCCAAAGCUCUGCUCAAUUAUAAUGGAAUACACAUCUAGAUCAACAAUUUGCUAAAACUACUAAUAUACAGUGGAAGCCAGUUAAUUGCACAACGGAUAAUCGCACACUUCUGUUAAUUGCACGAAAUCCCCAAAUCCCACGGUGGUGCAGCCCAGCUUAAUAACUUCGCUUUAUUGCACCAUUCGGAUAAUUGCACAAAAUGCUCUGGCAAAUUGUUUUUUUUGGGGGGGAUUUAAGCGGCUUCUACUGUAUUACAAUGUGAAAAUACGUGGAGAAUGUAGAACAAACAUUGCUGUGUCUAACAAAAUUCCCCACACAGACUUAGACUUAGUCUUUCCAAAUUUACGAAAUGAUGUCUGUGUUAGAGUAAUUUCUCUGUGGCUGAUCAACUCCUUUGGAAAAUUGUUGUCUUUGGCUGAUUUCUACAUUUUUUUUGGCCUUAAGAGGUCUUUGAUGGAAACUACUGAGAUCGUGUCAGCAUCAAAGUCUGCCUUGUUCCCACCCUUCAAUUGAGAUGUUUAUUUAUUUUUCUAAGUGUCAGUAGAGGCUAGAGACUGGGGUAUUAUGAGAAUAAAAACCCUGACAAGUGUGUGUGUUUAGCAAUCAUGUGGUGAUGUUUAGGCACACAAAUUUUACAUUGUGAACAAAAUCUAUUCUCAUCUUGAUUUUGGCACGUUCUUUUAAAAAAUUUGAGAAAAUUGCGAUGGACUAUUAAAAAAGGCAGUCUUUUUCAACAUUGUCCACGUGCUGGAAUAGGUUAGGAUUGUAAUCCGUCUUGUAUCAUGUACUGAUCAUAUCAUAAUGAGUUAUGUCAAUGUCUGUCUCACUCUUGCGUUUAAGAUCAUUUGUCUACAGAGAUGUAAUCCACGAAAUUAACUUUUUUGUGGCCCCUGGACACUGUAGGUAUCUACAUUAAUAUUCUGGGUCAAUUUAUGAUACAAAGCCACUACAUAAUUGAAAAAAAAAGCUCCUGGAAUGGGCAAAUGUUUUCAUUUAUGAAUCGUUGAUAAUAUUCUACACAUUAUUCUGUACAUUCCUAUAAGAAAGAGAAAUUUAAUUGCCGUGUCAGACUGUAGCCUAAGGAUUAGUAUUGAGACAAUUGAAAGAAAGUAGCCUUAAAUGUAGAUGUAGAUUAUCUGACAAUAGAUAGAAUAACAUCUAGUAAUGUUUUAAGUCUUGUUUAGUGAUUUUGAAGUCUUUUCAGUGUCCAAUGUCUACCACUGUGUUUUCUCAUGUGUACAUGCACACCUCAAACACAAAGUUGAGCCUCUAUCUUUGGGCACCUGCCAAUGACAAUAUAUAGCUAAAAAAUGUAAGAACUUUAUAAGAUAGGCAGUAGACUUGGGCUGUCUCCAGGACCCGUCCCUCUGUCCUGGGCGGAAAUUUGUUUGUUGGGAUGGACAAAAAUUUUACCCUUUCCGUCCCAAAAAUCUGAACCAUACUAUACAUACAUACGUAUAGAAUAUAACACAGUGUAUUCUGUAUCACCCGAGGUUCCAUCGCGACCGCGGGUUGAUUGCCCGAAGGCCGGAGAGCGAUCCGACCCGCAGGAGGGCUGGGACGGAGGGUUAUGCAGAAUACACCAUGUUGUAUUUUAUUUAUGUCAUACCCACCUGAAAGAACCCAUGUUUUGAUGCGAAAUGCGCCAGAAGUUGAACAAAUUUGAUGCCCUUGAACAAAUUGUGUUAGAACAGCAAUGUUCAAACGUCCGAAUCUGGUAUUUGAAUUGCCAACCGUGCCGCACUCGGCCCGCUCAAAAUGGUUUGAUUUACUCAAAGGAAGCCUGUGUGAUACAAACUUCGAGCCUGUGUGAUAUGGAAAGAUAUCACACGGUCCAGAACACCUGUAUCGAACAUUUUCGCGUCACAGUUAUGACAUAAUAUACAAAACUAUACCAGAAAUAGAUGAAAAUGUGUUUUCAUCAGCUUAAAAUGACAGAUGGCCUGCAUCAGCGAAGACUGAUAUACGGCGAUGAUGAUGAUGAUGAAAAUGACAGACUAAAACAAACAAACUAAAAUGAACAUCCUGAGCUCCAAAUUCAACAAUGAGUAGGACAGAAAAAAAAUAAAUCUGGAGACAGCCCUGCAGUAGAACAUGUUUCAAGGAAUAGAACCAUGGCGGCUUUCAAGUGUUUUAAUAAAGUUGUCUAUAUUGUAACAUAGCAUACAGUUGAGACUUGUAAUUAGGAUGUUUUGUUAGAGUUGAAGUGACAUAUCAAGUACCUUAAUAUGACAGUCUGAGUGGUGUAUUGUAUAAUUUCACAGGCAAUACCCAAGGUCAGUUAUUGGUCCUCAGUUUUGUAUGGAAAUGUCAGAGACAGGAAUAAAAAAAAAAGAUUGAUUGUAGAUUUUAAAAAAAACACAUUAGGGUGACAAAUAUGCACCAAUUUGUGAAGACAAAAAGAAGAAAAACAUCUACUAGGAACAUUUUCAGGAGUUUUAUCAAUAACUUGUUGAACUGAAUGAGAAUGAUUUCUUUUGUACUGCAAAUUAGUAUAACGUUACAUACAUUCCAUGUAAUAUUCCACCAGUAGAUAUAACUGCACACUGUUUUAUGCAGCUAGAAGGCUGGCAAGUUUUUGUUAUACUUUGGUAGAUCAUAGCUUAUGUGGUCUGGGGCAUAUCUAGUAUUGCUAUGUCGCUUUGACAAUAGUUUUCAGGAAAGUACAUGGCUAGCUGGAAGACUCGUAUCUUUUGUUUUUGAUAUCAGUGUUGACUGUUUUUAUUAGAAUAGCACAGGAAUUUAUGAUGUACGUACAUUGUAACAUGCUGCAUUUAAUCGUCCUAUGUGUUAACUGUUCUGGUAUUGGAAGAGAUACUGAAUAGAUAAAAUGCCUCGUCUUUCAACCUU